CGGGCACCGGGCCGGCUUCGGCGUCCCCCAGCUGCUGGAUCUUACACCCCUGCCCUCCACACGCACCUCCCUCGCGGGCCGCGGCAGACCAUGCCCUCUCUAUGACGGUUGCUUGCUGAGCUAACUCUGCAUGCCAGAAGACUGUCCUUGGUUGAUCCAGGGGCUCUUGGGGACUCCGGCCUCUCCCCGGUUUUUCCGUGUGUGUGUGUUCCUCUAGAACUUUCAAAACUGUUUCUCCAAAGGGUUUUGCAGAAACUCAGACUGUUUUCUAAAGCAGAAGCACCUCAGUCCACAGCAGUAGUGAUGGGCAGCGUGCGAACCAACCGCUACAGCAUCGUGUCUUCGGAGGAGGACGGCAUGAAGCUGUCCACCAUGGCCGUGGCCAACGGCUUUGGGAACGGGAAGGGCAAGGUACACACCAGGCAGCAGUGCAGGAGCCGCUUUGUCAAAAAAGACGGCCACUGCAACGUCCAGUUUAUUAACGUGGGGGAGAAGGGACAGCGAUACCUGGCAGAUAUCUUCACCACCUGCGUGGACAUCCGCUGGAGGUGGAUGCUGGUUAUCUUCUGCCUGACCUUCAUCCUCUCCUGGCUUUUUUUUGGCUGUGUGUUUUGGUUGAUUGCACUGUUGCACGGGGAUCUGGAGAACCAAGAGAACAGCAAACCUUGCGUCUCUCAAGUGAGCAGCUUCACCGCAGCCUUCCUGUUCUCCAUCGAGACCCAGACCACGAUCGGCUACGGCUUCAGGUGCGUCACGGACGAGUGCCCCAUCGCGGUGUUCAUGGUGGUUUUCCAGUCUAUAGUGGGCUGCAUCAUCGAUGCCUUCAUCAUUGGGGCCGUCAUGGCAAAGAUGGCUAAGCCAAAAAAGAGAAACGAAACUCUGGUGUUCAGCCACAAUGCCGUGGUGGCCAUGAGAGACGGGAAGCUGUGCCUGAUGUGGCGCGUUGGGAACCUGAGGAAAAGCCACUUGGUGGAGGCGCACGUGAGAGCGCAGCUCCUCAAAUCCAGGAUCACGUCAGAAGGGGAGUACAUCCCCUUGGAUCAGAUAGACAUCAACGUGGGGUUUGACAGCGGCAUAGACCGGAUAUUCCUGGUCUCCCCAAUCACCAUAGUACACGAAAUAGAUGAGGACAGUCCUUUGUAUGACCUGAGCAAGCAGGACAUGGACAAUGCUGACUUUGAAAUCGUAGUAAUAUUAGAGGGCAUGGUGGAGGCCACCGCCAUGACCACCCAGUGCCGUAGCUCCUACCUGGCGAACGAAAUCCUCUGGGGCCACCGCUACGAGCCCGUGCUCUUCGAAGAGAAAAACUACUACAAAGUGGACUACUCGAGGUUCCACAAAACAUACGAAGUGCCCAACACACCCAUCUGCAGUGCCAGAGACUUAGCAGAGAAGAAAUACAUUCUCUCGAACGCGAACUCCUUUUGCUACGAGAACGAGGUCGCCCUCAGCAGCAAAGAGGAGGACGAGAUCGACACGGGGGUGCCUGAGAGCAUGAGCACAGACACCCACCCCGACAUGGACCACCACAACCAGGCCGGCGUGCCUCUGGAGCCGCGGCCGCUGCGGCGGGAGUCGGAAAUAUGACCGGCGGACUCUUCCUCUCCCUUUUGGUUGAAAGUUUAAAAUAAAAACAAAAAAAACAACCCACAUCUACCGGUCAAAGGCACGUUGUUGACCUGAGAAGUUGGCCCAGAACAGUUUUCAGACAACGGUACUGUUGAAGAGUGUGGUGUGAAGGCAGCAGACCUGAGAAACCCAGGCUGGUUUUAGGGCUGUCCUCAGAGGAGGGACGACAGAAAGCGAACUCUAAACACAAAGCACUAAACAUGUCUAAGUAUGAACAGAAGGCACAUAUGUUGUAGAAUAAAUUAUGUAUAUAUUUUUUUACAAAACUUGAACUUGCAGGCAAGCUUUGGUUGGGUUAUUAUUAUUUUUUUUUUUCAACUUUUUCCAGAAUGCUUCUCUCUAGGGAACAAGAAUGUUUUUAAUGGCAUAACAAAGGCAAGGAUCUGCCUUAUUAUUAUUAUUAUAAUUAUUUUUUAAAAAGCUGCUGCUAACUACAUGAACACAAAUGGUUAUUUUUGUUGCAGUGUAGUUUUUAUUUUCUCUUGUGUAAUUUAAAAAAAAAAAAAAAAAAGAAAAAAAAGUCAGUGUUGAACUUUUUGGGAUGAAAAGCUCGUGAUCAGUUCAGAGAGGCCGAUGUUGCCAGAAAGUCUAAACUCCUUUUGAGGCCAGUAGUUUGAUAGCUAGAAUCAAUUUCUCUCUUUCCAAUUACAUAAGGGGCAUUAUGUAAUAUCAGGCCAAUCAGUAGCCUCCAGCAAAAUUAUGAUUUUUGGGGGGAGAAUUUAAUUCUCUGUCUAAAGUGAGACAAAAUAUACGUAUACGUAGGAAAAAGUACUAAGUGAAAACUACCUAAGUGGAUACCAAAGAAAAUGCACAGUUUUGCACAGUGGAGUUUAUUUAAAAAAAAAA
This is a messenger RNA of Pipra filicauda (Wire-tailed manakin), 2475 nucleotides long. It is a transcript of the gene KCNJ2, whose product is annotated as potassium inwardly rectifying channel subfamily J member 2. Gene Ontology annotation, biological process: regulation of monoatomic ion transmembrane transport; potassium ion import across plasma membrane. Gene Ontology annotation, molecular function: inward rectifier potassium channel activity. Lineage: Eukaryota; Metazoa; Chordata; Aves; Passeriformes; Pipridae. The coding region runs from base 304 to 1587 and encodes 427 amino acids. The record is from RefSeq and is a predicted model, not a curated record. Gene Ontology annotation, cellular component: plasma membrane. The transcript is spliced from 2 exons.